AUGGUUUGCAUGAACAGUGGUGCAGAUGAAGUAGCCGUGAAAGUAAGGCAAAACACACCGUGCACCUUACUGGGCAUCUCACUGGCUGCAAUAGGGUUGUUCCAACUACGGUGUGCUUAUUUUGAAUUAGAAGCCUCAGGGGCAACUUUAAUGAGUCGUUGGCCAACUGAAUUAUACAACCAUCCAUCCAUCACGUGCAUGUACAUAUACAUACACAUACACACACAAACAGAUACACACACACACAUACAUACAUACAUAUGUGCGUCUCAAAUCCUACCAAUGCUGAUGUUUGGAACUCUUCGGCUUCCGAUAUCACUGGAUGAAUGUAGGAAGAUGUGGCAGACAGCAUCAGCCAUCACCCAAUCAAUACCUGUCCUUACAUCAGCUCAUUUUUAUGGACACCUGCGGUAA
Messenger RNA from Loa loa (African eye worm), 414 nucleotides. RefSeq lists its product as hypothetical. The record is from RefSeq and is a predicted model, not a curated record. The transcript is spliced from 2 exons. Bases 1 to 414 code for a protein of 137 amino acids. Lineage: Eukaryota; Metazoa; Nematoda; Chromadorea; Rhabditida; Onchocercidae.